AAGCCUCACAGGUAGCGGCGCAUGCGCGGAGGGCUCGGCUUUCCUGGUUGGAUUUACAGCCUCGGUAGAGAAUUGUGGAAGGGGAUUUCCUUUCUUACCCGCGAUAGGAGUUGCGAGGGACCAUGACCAAGCUGGGCCAGUGGAUGUCCACGCUGCUGGCGCUGAUGCUCAUCUGGCUGUGUCUGGUGCAGGACCUGCUCAACCUGGGAUAUAGUCAAAAAGUCCACGAUGUGCUAGUGCCCUUGCCCGUCUACCUGCUGGUCACCGCGGGCAGCUACAGUCUGGCCACCCUGGGCUUGCGCCUGGCCAGCUUCAAUGACUGCGAGGAAGCAGCCCAAGAACUGUUCCUGCAGAUCCAGGAAGCCCAGGCUGAUCUGGCCAGCAAGGGCCUCAAACUGUGAUUCCCCGGGCCGCCCCGGGGGUCCUUCCCCAGCUAAAUUAAAAGAGUAAAUGUGC
Antechinus flavipes (yellow-footed antechinus) is the source of this 456-nucleotide messenger RNA. RefSeq names its product dolichyl-phosphate mannosyltransferase subunit 3, regulatory (gene DPM3). Gene Ontology annotation, biological process: GPI anchor biosynthetic process. Gene Ontology annotation, cellular component: endoplasmic reticulum membrane; dolichol-phosphate-mannose synthase complex. NCBI's taxonomy places the organism in Eukaryota, Metazoa, Chordata, Mammalia, Dasyuromorphia, Dasyuridae. The transcript has 2 exons. Bases 123 to 401 code for a protein of 92 amino acids. The record is from RefSeq and is a predicted model, not a curated record.